AUGGAGUCCAAAUUUGAAGUUGACGAUCUUGUGUGGGCAAAGAUGAAGGGAUUCCCGGCAUGGCCUGGAAAGAUUAUUGAGCCAAAAAAUGAAGUGAAGCGUCCUUCUAACAAGAAACCACACCACUUUGUCUUUUUCUUUGGUUCAGAAAAUUACGCCUGGAUUCCUGAGGACAAUGUGUAUCUUUAUUCUGAUCACAGAAACAAAUUCAAGCUGAAUAAUCGCAUUCCAAAGGGAUUCAAGGAGGCUGUGGAGGCAAUAGAGGAUGCUCUGAAGGCUCAACCUACCACAAAAACAAUGAUAGCUGUAGAACUACCAUCAAUUGAUGAAGAAUUGGCACAGAUCUUCCCUCACAAAACUCCAUCCCCACAGAAAGACUACACCCGUGAACCCUUAACUGGCAAAAAGACAAAGUCCGCUACAACAAACAAAAUCUUCAAAAGCAAACAAAGGAAAGAACGAAUGUCCCUUCAUUUUCCUUUCAAACCAUUGACGAAAUCCAAAGAUACUGCUCUAUCCAGAAAGAGCACAGGAUCCCUCACACCAAAGAGAUUUCCAAUGAAACGUCCUGCAGGGGUUGGAGGAGAGCCACGAUUAAAAAAACAAAAAAUGAUUGCAAAGGUACAGGGCUCCCCAAGUAAACCUCCAUCUGCAGUUGAUUCUACAAAGAUAAAACCAAAAUCUAAAGCAGAAUUAUCAGCAUCUGCUUCUCAUACAGAGGAGAACAUGGUACUCUCCCCACAGAAGCAAUCUCCGGUGAGAAGUUCUCUUUCCUCGCCCGAUAUGUCGGGUAUAAAUAAUCCAAUGUCGUCAGCAGGAACCCAGAUUGAGGAGACACUUCUUUCAGCAAGAGCUGCAGCUAAAACAGUCAUCCCCACACCAUCAAGGAUUGGCUUCCUGGGCCUGGGUAUUAUGGGACAGGGUAUGGUGAUGAACCUUCUGAGGUCAGGUCAUGAGGUGACUGUGUGGAACAGGACAGCUCUGAAGUGCCGAGAAUUUGUAAAAGCUGGAGCAUUAAAGGGAAACAACCCUGCUGAAGUUAUCCAACGCUGUGAUAUCACCUUCUCCUGUGUGGCUGACUCAACAGCAGUUAAAGACCUUGUGUUUGGAAACUCUGGAGUGCUUCAAGGUAUCACUAAAGGAAAAUGUUUUGUGGAGAUGUCCACGAUUGAUGAGGAGACAAUGCAGGAUGUAGGGGAGGCCAUUAUGGCUCGGGGAGGUGUAUUCCUCGAGUCGCCAGUCGUGGGCAGCAGAGUUCCCGCCCUGGAGGGACAGCUCAUUAUCUUAGCAGCUGGAGAACGCAAAUUAUAUGAUGACUGUUUCUCAUGUUUUGAAGCAAUUGGAAAGAAGUCUUUAUAUUUAGGAGCAGACGUUGGCCAGGCAACGAGGAUGAAGCUUAUUAUCAACAUGGUGAUGGGAUCAGUUGUGGCCGGUUUAUCAGAGGGCAUGGCAAUGGCUGAGAAGGUUGGUUUGGACCAGGAAGAUGUGGCAGAGGUCUUCUCCAUAGGUGCUCUCUCUUGUCCAACAAUCAUUCACAAAAGUCAGGCAAUACUGAACCAGAAGUAUGAUCCGCACUUCCCUCUCAUGCACCAACAGAAGGACCUUCGUCUUGCCUUGAUGCUAGGAGACAAAGUAGAACAGCCACUGUAUGUAGCUGCAGCGGCAAAUGAGUUGUACAAGAAGGCAAGAAGGCUGGGAUACGGAGACAGUGACAUUGCCGCGGUGUAUCGGGCAGCGAGUGCGUGAGACGGGACUGCAUUGCAAUCAUCACAUAAAUUCUUACCACAAAUCCACAGCUUGCUCGGCAGGAAAACAAGAUUGACAUGUCCGUUUCUUACUUGACUUGGAUAAAGCUAUAUGGGGUUGGAGUUUGUGUCAGCUUGUGAUUACAUUAAGUGAAUGAACAAAUGGGACUCACAGCAUUGGACCAGUAAAUAAUGAGAUGUGAUCAAACUGUCUAAACCGUUAUUUCGCAAAGUGGAAAUUUUCUGUGUUUUCAAUGUUACUGCAGCAUAUUGGCUAAAUGGUUUUAGUGAGCUUAUGUGCCAUGUUGUCUUUUGUUAGUCUGUCAAAUUUCAAUGAAAAACCACUUAUCCAGAAUGACUGGAUUGAUUUUAACAAGCGUUGGGUUACAAAUCCCUAGCCCAAGGAAACUAACUUCAUUUUCUUCAAAUGAAGUGCAGCACCCCUUUGGGACAAAAUACUUUAUAUGCUUUUAUACAGGUGAAAUUUGAAUGUCUUAUUCCUCAUAACAAGUUAAGGAAUUCAAUGUUUGUUUUCAAAAAGCUUACCUAGUUUGGUAUAAACAUACUUCAUUCAUUCAGUUUUUUAAGGUUAUAGAAGAUAGAGAUUUUAUUGGGGAAAUAAAAACAUCUAUGAAAAUAGGGAAAGGAAAACGCUUCCAUUAAAAAAUCUAAUCAUUCUGGGGUUGUCCUUAUUUUGCUGAUUUGAAUAACAUGUUACCAUACUUGACAUAUUAGUUUACACAUAUUUGUACAAAUAAAGACCAGAAGAGAUAUUCAGGUCCCUGGAUUUCCUGUAUAUUUCACAGUGUUAACAUAAUGGCACAUGUAUAUUCCUAUUAUUAUUAUAUUUUAGCUAUUGUUAAGUAAGGGAAAAUUUAACGAGUACAAAAAGAAAAAAACAACCCUCCCCCCCCAAAAAAAAAUGUAAAAAAAAAACAAUGAUUUGAUAUGAAAGCUUGAUUGAUCCUUCACAUCCAGAAUGCCAAAAUUAUUUUAAUAUUGAAACCAAGUUAUUUAAUAAAUGGAAAUGAAGGAAAUUUUCAGCCAUUACGUGUGUGUUGAAUGUUUGAUAAUUUACCAAAUUCAGACAAUAAACCUAAUUUAUGUAUAUCUUAACAUUUUUUGUCCCCCCUAUUUAAUUUCUUGUUUCGCUUGGUUAUCUGAGCGUCUCUCUGAUGUAUGGGUAGAAUUUACUGCAGCUUUAAUGAUCCAUAUAGAUAUAAAUACCGCUAUGGGCAUUUUUCAACUGAUUUUUAUGAUUGUGUCAUUGACUUAUUUUAGGCUAAGUUUUACCUAAUAUUGUGUAAAUCCUUUUAUAGAAGAAUCAAAUGUUUUUUUCUAAAAACAUUUUAACAGAUAUGAUAUUUUUACAAAAAGUCUCCCUGAAAUCUGCUUGAUGUUUACAUUGUAGCCAUUGGCAGUUAUUUAUGAAGCUAAGUGGAUUGGUUUCUUGAGCAUGCUGGCAUGAUCUGCCUGGUAAUUUUCCAGUAUCCUUCGGUUUUAAUUUGACAAGUAAUGAUUUAAUUAGAAAUUAUUGAGACUGAAGAAAAUGAUUAUCUUCUCCUUGGAAAACUUUUUAUUUUAUAGUGGCAAGAAUCAGUGGCAAUAUGAAUCAAGUGUAGAUUUAAUUUUAGAUUCUGUUGAUUUUCAAAAAAAUUGUUAGUAUGACCUUGGUGAAAUGGUUGAGUUCUCUCCCCUCAUUUGCUAAUGAGCGUGCAAGUAUUGGAUACAAAACUUUCAGGUCUUUUUGCUUGGAUGUAUUUUGUUUAAUUUUUCACUACGGUUCAAGCUGUCGGUCAAAUCUGGGUUUAGUAAUCAAUGGUAGCAAAUAGUUUAUUCCUGUGAAGCUGGUGUCCAAGAUGUAAACAAAGUUGAUCUAUUUGUUUACAUGACUGUAAACAACCUGGUAAAUAAGGACAUCAAUACGCCAUUUUUGGAAGGUCUGAGAGAUGUAUGAAUGGUAGUAUUAUAACUGUGUAUGUAAGGAUGGAUGUGGUCAUUUAUAACAUGUAUAAAACAAUCACGACCUGAUUUGAUUGGAGGAUCAUGUUUAUAUUACACCCCCAACUUGUACAACCUAGAUUGUGUUGUUAUGUAACUGUCGUAAAGACUACUGAUAUUUCUAGUAACCGGCCAAAAAUAUAUCACUGUAGUCUUGUAGGCAGGUAUGUAACAAAGAGAGAGAAAAAGAAAAAAAACAAAGGGAAAAAUACAAACUCAAGAAAACCCUGAAAAGACAGUUGAAGGAAAAAAAAAGAAAUGUUUACAUAACAAGGUUUGAAAUCUAGAUGUAAACAAGUUGGGAAGGUCAUUCAAAUGUAAAUAUUUCAUUACUUAUAUUCUCCGGUCUCAUAAACAUUUUAUGUUCUUAAAACACUUGCAUCAAGUAUUCAUUUUUUGUGUCGAUUUUUAAAUGUUUUGUUUUGGAUGGUUAUGUGGUAGCAUGUUUUUAAACAUCCAGACACCUGUAGGAUCCUGUAGUACUCAUCUUAGUGUUCUGUUAUUAGUCAUGUAGUCUUACUCGUCAUUGUUUAAGUGAUUUCUGGAAGGUUCAUAAGGACAAUAAAAAGGAAAUAUCAUGUAUUUUA
Molecule: messenger RNA, 4333 nt
Organism: Ylistrum balloti
Lineage: Eukaryota; Metazoa; Mollusca; Bivalvia; Pectinida; Pectinidae
Exons: 14
Coding region: 1-1746 (581 amino acids)
Molecular function (GO): oxidoreductase activity, acting on the CH-OH group of donors, NAD or NADP as acceptor; NADP binding; NAD binding
Source: RefSeq, a predicted model, not a curated record